AUGAUGCGCUAUUCGGACAUAUGGGAUAUUCCAAUACUACGGCAAAAAUGUCACGACUUUUUACUGUUCCGUUUCCCACGACUUCGUCCAACGUUUGAGACGACGUUUUCACUUUUGGAAACUGCCUACACGCAUGGUUUUGAACGUAGUUCAGAGCAAUUGAUCUCACGUUUAGCCGGUUUCGGCCAAGUUUUCCUCGAUCAACAAGGAAUGUUGCAUAAAGACCCUCGUACAAUUGCGGCCCUAUUUUCUGCCGCUCCCAAGGAAAGAAUUGUUGUGAAGAAGUUUGCUCACAGUCUAUCCUUCCAUCGCCAACAGCUAUAUUUCUGUACACCACAUCAAGAUGUGAUCCCGUGUACGAAAGAUGCACAAUUCCCGAAUUUCAUCAAAAUCGUGCCGUUCAAUAUCGGCUCAGCGAAAGCCGACACCGAGCUGCUAUAUGGAUUGAAGAGCGAGAAGAAAACGUGA
Messenger RNA from Cooperia oncophora, 468 nucleotides. The record is from the annotation of a GenBank genome assembly. Lineage: Eukaryota; Metazoa; Nematoda; Chromadorea; Rhabditida; Trichostrongylidae.